CUUUCACCCGUUUCACUCUCUUCAUACUGUUUUCUCGCCGUCGUUCCCAACUUCUUCUUCUUCUCCGUGUAACACUGGAACUACUAUACUUCUACCUCGCACUUACUUUGCGCUAUCUUCAGUUUUCUUCACUUGUUCUCGUGUUUCUUACUUCUGAAAUUCAAUCAAUUUUUAUACUGAGACGAAACAAUGAUAAAGAGAAGAUUCUUUAAGGUUGAUCAUGGAGAUAGGGAUGGUGCAGAUCAUUCUUCUUCAUCCUCGGAUGAAGAUUAUGAUAAUCAACCCGCGGAAGGAAGCCAGGAGAAUGAUGAUGAUGAUGAAGUUAGCUCAGCAUCUUCUGGAUAUAAAAGUGAGGAUAGCUCUGCCAACGACAUUGAUGCGCACUCUGCUGAUACAAACUCUGCAGGUCUGCUAUUUAGUGAAGAUGAUACUGGAACUAUAAAAGAAAGGGAAGUGUUUAUUAACAAGAAGUUUGCUAGUGAACGUGACUCUGAGAAAUCUAAUGUUAUGCCUGAAAAGAAACCCCUACCAGCAGAUAUACAGUCCGCUUUUGUCGUACAAAUAAAAUCAGUAUUUAAAUGCAGGCUAUGUCCUCGGAUUAUAUGUUUGACUGAGGACACUUUGCGGAAUCAUCUUCAAUCAAAGAGACAUGCUCGAUCUGAAAAACUACACAGGGAAGGCAGACUGAAGGUCAUGCUCAACAGCGAUGGUGAAAUAGAGAACCAAGAGGACUCAGAGAAAGAAACCGAAGAUACUGAGGAUUAUAUAAAGAAGAAUGACAUAGGACCGAAGCCACAUAAGGAGAGAUCGAAAAAGAAGAAACGUGACAAAUCAAACUCAAGGAAGAUUCGGUCAAAAGGGUCAUCCAAAAGAAGCCGCAAAAAAUAAGAACUGAAAUACAUUUGUAUUCAACAUUCUGUCGAGCAAGUUUUCUCGCUACUAACAUUUGCCUUCGUGUGCAAAACAUGUGUACUCUAAUGUAUACUCUACAUGUAGCUAUUUUGAUCUCUAUUCCCAGUCUCUUCCAACAUUUUUAUGCAUUUCCUUUCCAUUUAGUGUAACAUUAUACUCAAAGCUUCCUUGUUAAAGAUAUUAAUAUGAUUAUGAUAUUGAGGAUGCAUUUUGCUGUGUUUGAACUAA
This is a messenger RNA of Lathyrus oleraceus (garden pea), 1140 nucleotides long. RefSeq lists its product as uncharacterized. The transcript is spliced from 7 exons. The record is from RefSeq and is a predicted model, not a curated record. Bases 190 to 888 code for a protein of 232 amino acids. NCBI's taxonomy places the organism in Eukaryota, Viridiplantae, Streptophyta, Magnoliopsida, Fabales, Fabaceae.